Chlamydomonas reinhardtii is the source of this 1620-nucleotide messenger RNA. RefSeq lists its product as uncharacterized. The record is from RefSeq and is a predicted model, not a curated record. Bases 207 to 1082 code for a protein of 291 amino acids. The transcript has 8 exons. Lineage: Eukaryota; Viridiplantae; Chlorophyta; Chlorophyceae; Chlamydomonadales; Chlamydomonadaceae.
GUCAGACAAGCAACAGAGAACAUUGACACCUGUAUGGCGCGUAUCAGGCGGUGGCGGACAAGUGCAAAAGGUUUCGAGGUUCCAUUCCGAUGUGACGCAGACGUGUCAGUUUUCCCCGUCGCGCUCGCUGCUUUUAGCGCAGAAACCCACUGCACAUGCUCAUAAAACAAUAGUAACUUUGAUUAACGAUACAAGACACAGCAAACAUGUCAGCGUUUGUACUCGGUUCGUUAGCGACGGCGUCGCGACCCAUCGUGGGCGGCACCUCGCCCAAGCCUCGCCACGGUUGUGGCCUGCCGGUGGCAUUGACAACAGUUCACAGUCGCAUGGUCGGAGGCACUCUGGUGUCGCUGUCGAUGCCGCCUCCGGCCGUGAGUCCCGGAGGUGCCAACGUCCGCAGCGUCCUCAUGGCGGCGGCGAUGGGCUCCCCCACGUCCUCCUCCAACCCACAGCUGCCCCGCCUUAUCCACACCGAGGACCCCUCGGUGCCAGUGGACCCCAAGCAUCCCGAGCUGGUGAAACUGCGCUCUGAAGGCGGUCGCAUGCACCGCGCCUGCCUGCUGGGCUGCGGUGGUCAGGCGCUGCUGGGGCUGGCGGCUGGUGGCAGCAUGGCGGUCAGCCUCAUGGCCGGCGGCUCGGUGGCGCCCACCGCGCAGCUGCUGGCCCUGGGUGUGUGUACGGCUGUGGGCCUGGCGCUGGGCGCUCUGAGCCUGGGCGUGUACGGCCGCCUGUUCCUGGGAGCCAGCCGCGACCUUGAGGCGGGUGUGGUGGUGCCCCCCAGCCUCAUCAGCGGCAACAUGGUGCGCUGCAUGGCCUGGAACGUGGCGGGCGCCGCCGUGUGCGCCCUAGGCCUGCAGCUGGCCGUCAGCGGAGGACUGAUGACGGUGCCCUUCAGCCCGGCCGCAACCGCCAACGCCCUGGUGGCGCUGGACCACAUGGCGGUGCAGGCUGCCUCCCUCAUGCUGCUCAGCCACCUGAGCUCCCUGGCCUACCUGAACCUGAUGUUUAAGUACAUCCGCGCGGCCCGCUACCCCUCUGGCGGCCUAGCGCUUGGCUCCUACGACGGCAUUUCACCCCACUGAGCCCGCCUGCUCGGACACAUAUGAUACGCGGUCUUAUCAGGCCGCGACAGAGUGUGGCGACGCCCCAUAACACAGGAGCAUUGCCGCGUGGUCUUGUGCACGGAUCCGUUGUGCGUAGCGGUUGGCAUUACGACUGUCUUGCCUGCCGGUAGUAUCUUGGCUGUGGGCCAGCUGACUGCAUGGCGAAUGCAGUUCGCAUGAUUGCGGUUGACGCAUAUUGUCGUACGCCGUGUGAGAAGGGAUUUGCGUUGCAGCAGGCGGUGACGACACCGUUGUGUAGGCUAAUUGUGUAGCGUGGGUGGUGGGCUGCAUGUCUUGCACAAAUAGGUGACGUUAUGCCGUAACAUCAAACAAGUGUUCCCGUGUCACGGGAAACGGGGCUGAGCCAUAGAGGGAUGGCUCCUCGGGGCUGCGCCCCUCCAAAGGGGCUGAGCCCCUCCACAGUCUGAGGCUAUCAACCUCAUCGCCCGGACAUAGCCGGGGUCGGUUUCCACAGGCACAUAGCCAAACCAGGUGCCUAUCUAGCAGUCGCGAUGCC